This is a messenger RNA of Varanus komodoensis (Komodo dragon), 3277 nucleotides long. It is a transcript of the gene RNF157, whose product is annotated as ring finger protein 157. Lineage: Eukaryota; Metazoa; Chordata; Lepidosauria; Squamata; Varanidae. Gene Ontology annotation, biological process: protein ubiquitination. The coding region runs from base 41 to 2107 and encodes 688 amino acids. The record is from RefSeq and is a predicted model, not a curated record. The transcript is spliced from 19 exons. Gene Ontology annotation, molecular function: ubiquitin protein ligase activity. Gene Ontology annotation, cellular component: cytoplasm.
UGCCCUCUGCCUCUCUCCCUCUGCCCGCUACGCUUGAAGCAUGGGAGCGCUCACCAGCAGGCAGAACGCCGGCGUGGAAGAGGUGGACAUCCCGUCUAAUUCCAUCUACAGAUAUCCUCCUAAAUCCGGAAGCUACUUUGCUAGUCAUUUCAUCAUGGGAGGCGAGAAGUUUGAUUCUACACACCCUGAGGGGUACCUCUUUGGCGAGAACAGCGACCUCAACUUCCUUGGGAACAGACCUGUAGCGUUUCCUUAUGCUGCCCCACCACCGCAGGAGCCAGUGAAGACAUUGAGAAGCUUGAUCAAUGUCCGCAAGGACACAUUGCGCCUAGUCAAGUGUGCAGAGGAAGUGAAGACACCGGGAGAGGAAGUCAGCAAAGCAAAAGUCCAUUACAACGUGGAGUUCACAUUUGAUACUGACGCACGGGUGGCUAUCACAAUUUAUUAUCAAGCUACUGAGGAAUUCCAGAAUGGAGUUGUGAGCUACAUCCCCAGAGACAACAGUUUGCAGUCCGAGACUGUCCAUUACAAGCGAGGAGUGUGCCAGCAGUUCUGCCUCCCCUCCCACACUGUGGAUCCCUCUGAAUGGACUGAGGAGGAGCUGGGCUUUGAUCUGGACCGUGAAGUCUAUCCCAUGGUGGUUCUUGCAGUGGUGGAUGAGGGAGAUGAUCAUAUGGGUCACUGCCACGUUCUACUGGCCACUUUUGAGAAGCAUGCCGAUGGAAGCUUUUGUGUGAAGCCCCUCAAACAGAAGCAAGUGGUGGAUGGUGUGAGUUACCUGCUUCAGGAGAUCUAUGGAAUAGAAAACAAAUACAAUAACCAAGAUUCCAAGGUGGCGGAGGAUGAGGUGAGCGACAAUAGUGCAGAAUGUGUGGUCUGCCUCUCAGAUGUCCGGGAUACCUUGAUCUUACCUUGCCGCCACCUUUGCCUCUGCAACACCUGCGCCGACACCUUGCGCUACCAAGCCAACAACUGCCCCAUCUGCAGGUUGCCAUUCCGGGCCUUACUGCAAAUCAGAGCCAUGAGGAAAAAGCUUGGACCUCUUUCCCCAACAGGCUUCAACCCCAUCAUCGCCUCCCAGACAUCAGACUCAGAAGAACACUCGUCGUCAGAGAACAUCCCUCCGGGCUAUGAAGUGGUCUCCCUUCUGGAAGCCCUUAAUGGGCCUCUCACCCCGUCCCCAGCAGCCCUGCCACUCCACGUGCUUGGGGACAGCCAUGUGCCAGGCAUGCUGCCUUCGUACGGCAGUGACAGCCACCUGCCUCCUGUCCGGACACUCUCUCCCCUGGAACACCUGUCGGAUUGCGGCAACCAGGGGCUCAAGCGAAAGAAAAGCCUCUCUAAGUCAAUCUCCCAGAAUUCCUCAGUAUUACAUGAAGAGGAAGAUGAAAAGACCUGCAGUGAAUCUGAAAUCAGGAUUUCCAGAAGGAAGUCUCCUCAUCCUCAUGAGGAGGAAUGUGGUGUGACACCAGAAAGUGAAAACCUCACCUUAUCCUCCUCAGGAGCAGUAGACCAAUCUUCAUGUACAGGGACACCUCUCUCUUCUACUAUCUCUUCCCCUGAAGAUCCCGUUAGCAGCAGUCUGGCCCAGUCGGUCAUGUCCAUGGCCUCCUCCCAAAGCCAGCAUUCUGAGAUCAGCACUGACACGCUGUCUUCCAUGUCAGGCUCCUACGUCGCGCCCGGCACCGAGGAAGAGGGAGACAUGAUCCCGUCCCCUGCUGUGGCCAGUGGGUUACCUUCCGAAGGAGAUUCAACCCCUGUGGAAUCGCCCGAUGCAAACUUUGUCAGUAUCUCAGCAGAGGAGCAAGAUGCAGAGGGGAAUGAUGUCAUGGAGGAAGAGGACGCCUCUCCCACACAGGAAGAUGGCCAAAGGACAGGCGCAUACCUAGGUAUGGAGUGUGACAAUAACAAUGACAUUGGCAACGCAAGCGUGAAAGCACUGGACAAUAAGCUGUGCUCUGAGGCCUGCUUACCUGGUAUCCAGACAUCAGCUGACAAUUCCCUGAAUCACAGCCAGACCCUGAGGCACCACUUCUCUACCUGCAACAUUGACCUGGAGUAUGAUGAAGACGUGCAGUGCAUGCUAGGACCCCUGUGUCCUCGAUGAUGUCACUUGGUUUGGAGGGGCACUAAACAUAUUUUCCCUAAAACACUAUAAGGAGCAAAGAGCAGGGAAGCUGUGGGCAAUAUCAGUUUUGGGAAUCAAUCUCUCUCUUUCUCUCUCUCACUCCACACACACCUCCUAGCAUUCUUAGUGAUUGUUCCAAACGCCCCAUAUAGCAUUCAGUCUGAACUUGCAGUACUAGCGGCUGAAUGACUUGAGCUGGAUUUGAUGGCCGUUGCCUCUAUAAAUGUGCGUCCUUUGUCUUGCCAGCGCAGCAUUCCUUUUCGUUUACUGACACUUUAUGGUGUAGCCAAAGCCUUGUUUGGCGAUCGCCAUCACACCAGCCUCCCUUUAGUAGCAAUGACAUUCAUCCUGCUUCCUCUGUUGCAGUGUGUGGCUGUAAAACUGUAAUGCCGGUAGGAGAUAAAUCCGCACUGCAAACCUCUACAUUGUCACAGCUCCUUUUUCCAUCCACAUAGUGGAAAACAGGAUAUCUGACACCACCUGAUGUCUGCAGCACACCUGGUAGCAGAAGAAAAGAGAUUGUCAUUCCUUUCAACACCUCAGCUCCUCUCUAUAGUCUUUGAACCGUCUUUCAAACUUCCCUGGAUAAAAGAUUCCAGACUGUGACUAGGGGCCCAUUGUGGGAGACGUGGGGUCCAUUUUGUAGGGUUCUGCAAGACCUGGGCUGUCCUGAAUUACAGACCACAACACCAGCUCAUAGAGGUGAAACAGUGCAAAGAAUCUUCAUUUUAAACGAAGGGGCUUUUAGCAGUUCCGCCUUGGCAUGGGGACGAGGUAUCUGUCCAGUCAACAGAGCAAAUACAAAAGGGAGAAUUCACUCAUACACACUCACCACAUGCAUUCCUAUGAAUUUGUGAUACUGUCAUGAGUGAAACGAGACCUGAAGUUAACUAUGCAUGAAGGUGUAGCCGAGAAAAGAAGAGGCCCAAGUAGCAAGUCACAGGAGCAUUGCUAAGUGCAAUAUUUGUGAAGUUUGUUUUGUUUUUUAAGUAAGGCAUUGUCUCUUGAACUCUCUGCAUGGCAUUACUUAAAGUGUGGACUCCAACUACAUGGAUAAAAUGGACAUACUGGGUUAUGCAUUUGUUUAAUGGUUAAGAUGGUUUCCUUGGUGGUAAGUGUGUAGAAAUCAUUUUGAAGCAGCGAUUCCCA